This is a messenger RNA of Lodderomyces elongisporus, 2358 nucleotides long. RefSeq lists its product as uncharacterized. Gene Ontology annotation, molecular function: nucleic acid binding. Bases 1 to 2358 code for a protein of 785 amino acids. The record is from RefSeq and is a predicted model, not a curated record. The transcript is spliced from 2 exons. Gene Ontology annotation, cellular component: nucleus. Lineage: Eukaryota; Fungi; Ascomycota; Pichiomycetes; Serinales; Debaryomycetaceae.
AUGCCAAAGAGAGGAAACAGAAGGACUCGUGGUUCACGAGGCGGCUCUAGAGGAGGUUCUCGCAACUUACUGAAAAACCGCACACGUGGAAACAAACGUAAAUCGCCCAGUUCAAAUACUUAUAACAGGCUUUCUUCAUCUCAAUACCAGGAACUCAUGGAUCUGGACUCGAUAUACAUUCCAAAUGGAGAAAUGGCUGAAGUUGGGAGAAAUAUGGGUAGGCGAAGGUAUGGAAAGUUAGCCGAAGAGGCUGCUUACACUGAGUCACAUAGAUAUGAAGAUUUUGCAUCUAAAACCUUUCGAAAUCGACCUAUAGAGUUUAUCAAAGCUAAAGAGGUUUAUGAUCCAAAUGUCAUAUUGCAUAAAUUGACUCAAGAGAAGAAGACACAGUAUGGAGACAUUAUCGAUGAGGAAUUUAAAAGUAUCUCAUUGGACGAUUCAGAAGCCGAUUCAGAAGCCGAUGAUGAUGAUGAGGAGGAGGAGGAGGAGGAGGAGGAGGAAAAGGAUGGUCAGGAGAUGGAGAAUGAAAAUGAGACUGAUGAUGCUAAUGAAGAGGCGGACGAGCAAUCAAGUGAACUUUGGAAUGAUGAAGAAGAAGGAGAUAGUCAGGAAGAUUGGGACGAGGAGGAGUUGCGAAAAGUUUUAGAUAAAAAACUUGUCCAGCUUCAAAAGGAACUCGAUUUGGAACAGGAUGUUGGUAUUGUUGAAAAGAACGAGAAGGAUAUUAUUGACAAAGAAGAUAAAGAAAGUGAUGUUGAUGAUAGUAUAUUGAAUGCAGACAAGGAAAAUUCCGAGCAGUUUGUAAAUAUUGGUAAGAACCAAAGUGAAAUUGAAAGCGAAGAUGAGGACGGUGAUGAAGAAGAAGAGCAAGAUUUAGAUGAAAAUAAUGACUUUGAAGAUGACUCCGAUGAUGACUUAGAUGAUGCUUCAAUCGAAGAUAUAAAUGGAGAAGAAUUUGCCAAACAAAAUGAUGUUUCAUCUAUCUCGUAUUUGGAUGAGAAUAACAUCUAUAGUGAGAAACUCUCACGUGAUGAGAGUCUGGAUAGUAUUCCCGGAUCUAAGAAUGUUGAUAACUCAUCCUCGUUGGAAGAAAUAACUGUAAAAAGCAAGCCAAAAGACCUUGUUAAAAACGCCACUAAUAAUUUCAUCAACUGCAAUGAAAGGACUGGCAAAGACAAACCAGAGUCAGAGCCAGAGUAUGGCUUUUUAGAAGAAGACUACGAAUUUGAUGUGUCCAAGAUUGAAGUUUCAAAUGUCAGAUUUGGCAUCAGUAAUCAAUACUAUGUGAAAUGUGCAGAAUUGACAGGAACAACAGUUGACGAGUUUUUCUGGUUUGAUGAAGAAGAUGUUGUAGAUUAUGUGCUUGCCAAUGGAGUCAAGGAGCAUCGUUUAGCAAAAUUUUUGUCUUUUGUAACUAAGGGCAUGGUUGGUGGUAAUGAAUCCGAGUCACAAGAAGAUUUGGAUGCAUUUACAAUUGACGUGAAUGGCCUUGAUGAUGAUGACGAAAGUGAUGAUGACGAGGAUGAUGACGAGGACGAGGACGAGAACAAGUUUGCCUCAGGUCAAGAUGAUUAUCCAUAUGACUCAGAAGACGGCCUCGAAGACUUAUUGCGUAUACCAGAAACAGCACGCAGGGACUUGUACCUAUGCUUGACCGUGACUUUUCGCGUAACAUUCCGGCAAAAUCGAGAUAUUGAUCCAGAUUUACAAAGUUCGUUAACCAGGCAACUCAAAAAUUACAACCACAACAAACGCGAAAAACGUAAAGCAAGAAAAGACCGUGAGGUUGAAGAAGCAGUAUUACGAAAUGACAUGUUGAUCAAGUAUCCUGAAAAGAUACUGAUAAAAGAAAUUAGAGCAGAAUUCGAAGCAUUAUUAAAAGAUGAAUCUCGCCACUCAAUGAGCUUCCCCACUUUGGAUUCUCAUGGUCACCACACAAUUAAGAAUAUGGCUGAUUGUUAUCACAUGACGACUGAUAAAUGUGGCAAGCAAGGUGUGAGGCAUUAUCUCAAGGUAUCAAAAACCAAAUCCACCUUUAAGUAUUUCCCAAACUACAAACGUGUUAACGCAAUAAUGCGUGGAAGGCCAAUUUUCCACCGCAUCGACCGUAAACCUAACCCUAAGGAUAAAAAGACAAAGACAAUAUCUGGGAGGGGUAGUGAUAGUGGUGGCAGAGCCAAGUUCAAGGAAGGUGACAUUGUUGGUGCUGAAGCGCCCGAAAUUGAUCAAAACAAUUUGGGUAGACAAAUGUUGGAGAGGCUAGGAUGGAGCAAAGGCAUGGGUCUUGGACUCUCUGGAAGAGGUAUCAAUGAACCAAUUGUUGCUAAGGUGAAAAUGUCUAAAACUGGUAUCAAAUAA